This is a messenger RNA of Megalops cyprinoides (Indo-Pacific tarpon), 1602 nucleotides long. It is a transcript of the gene abrab, whose product is annotated as actin binding Rho activating protein b. The transcript has 2 exons. The coding region runs from base 95 to 1351 and encodes 418 amino acids. Gene Ontology annotation, biological process: positive regulation of transcription by RNA polymerase II; positive regulation of Rho protein signal transduction. NCBI's taxonomy places the organism in Eukaryota, Metazoa, Chordata, Actinopteri, Elopiformes, Megalopidae. The record is from RefSeq and is a predicted model, not a curated record. Gene Ontology annotation, cellular component: sarcomere. Gene Ontology annotation, molecular function: actin binding.
AAUCAGCACACAAACGCUACAAGGCUGUCAAAGACAGGAGAGAGAAAACUGGUGUGCAUGACAGCAACGAGCAACAGGCAGAAGCGCUUGUGAGAUGGCAGACCCCCGGACGGACGCGGUGUCGCGGAACCCCUCCGCCAAUAAGAACAUCCGGAAGCUGCGGGCAGCGAGCAUGGUGUGCAGCCUGACCCGUAGCUGGCAGCGCUGGGUCUCUGAAAAUGAGGAGAAGCAGGCGGGUGAGCCGUCAGGCUGGUCCCCCGACAGUGACUCACGGCUGGAACGCGCGAGAACCGGGCCGUCCGAGAAGAGGCCCCGUCCCAAUCAGAGCGGCACUGCCGUUGCCCCGGCCCCCACUGGGGAUGCAUCACAUCACCCAGGGUCUCAGGACAGCUCCCUGCGAGAUGGGAAGGCUCAGUUAGGAAUUAAGAGCAAGCAGGUGGUGAAGUCCGUGUCAAGCACUGCUCAGGAGAAAGGGAUGGGCGUCGGCUUCCUCACCAGCCGCUAUGGGCGGGAGCCAGACGAGGUGGACAGGCUGCUGAGCAAGAAGGCUUCACCCACCCGGCGGAGGAAGUGCUCCAACCUGGUGUCGGAGCUGACCAAGGGCUGGAAGGAGGUGGAGAGGGAGAAGCAGCAGAAAGAGGCGGGGGGCCUCGAGGGAGGUCGAGCACCUAGCAUCGACACGGAGGACAGCGGCUUCUCCGAGGCAGACGACAGGAGCCUGGACACAGAUGCAUCCUCGGAUACACCCGACCGGACAGGCCACGCGGUCGAUCGACACAUGGACAAGGAGAAACAGAGGGACAGCAGCAAAGACAUGCCAGAGCAGACGAUGGAGUCAUCCCUGAGGAUUAAGAGACCCUCCAAAGCGGUCAACAAGGACGUGGAUGAGACGAAAAAGCUCAACACGCUAGCCAAGAAGUAUAGCCCCGUGGGGAACCUGAAGAGCAAGUGGCAGAACUGGGCCUCAGAGCAUGAAAUCAACCAAAAGCUGAACCCCUUCAGCGACGAAUUCGACUACGAACUCUCCAUGGCGACACGCCUCCACAAGGGUGAGGAGGGCUAUGGCCGGCCCAAGGAGGGCAGUAAAACGGCGGAGCGGGCCAAACGGGCCGAGGCACACAUCCACCGUGAGAUUGACGACAUGUGCUUCAUCAUCCGGACCAUGGCGGAGCCGGGCGCCGACGGGCGCACGCGGGUCACCUUUGGGGAGCUCUUUGACAGAUAUGUGCGCAUCUCGGACAAGGUGGUGGGCAUCCUGAUGAGGGCACGCAAGCAUGGCAAGGUGGCGUUUGAGGGUGAGAUGCUGUGGCAGGGCCAGGAUGACCACGUCAUCAUCACUCUGCUGGUCUGAGCCUGGGAGUUGGGAGUACAGAAACCCUGGGGCACAUGCCCAGAGCCGAAGCAUGAUUCUCUUUGAGAAUUUUUACCUCACCAUGUAAUGUGGAGAAGGAAUGUCAGAAUGGGUCAACGAUGGGAACUUGAAACAUUCUGCUCAAAGGGUUAUGCUAGCCCAUCCCUCCUGGAAAAUCAUUACAUCAUCACUAAUACCACAAUGCCACUGGGCUCACUGUUACUUUUGCAUCUGUUAGUAAAAAAAAAAAA